CGUGUCGCGUAGAGCGCAUCAUGGAGUUGGCCACGGAACCGACGGCUGCAGACUGGCGCUUCACCCGCGAGCAGGUUGACGACCGCACGCUCGAGGGCCAGCGCCGCGAGCUGGAGGUCCCGGAGGCCGUCCUACCAUUCCACAGCACGAAUUUCUCGCGAUUGACGGCCAAGGACAUGGACUUGGGACCCUCAGAAUGGAACACCUUGAACAGCAAGAUUUUCGGCUCGCCCCAGUGGGACUCCGAGGAGACCGAGCCGUCGGAUAGCACCGAGACCAGUUCCACGUGGGGGCUGGCGUCGUGGACGACUAGCUCCUCCCAGGUCGGUGAGGAGCUGGGCGUGUGCCGCCUGGCCAGGAACAGCAAGAGGGAUACGGAUACAGGGUACUCGAAGGACUCGUUGGCGGCGCAGGCGAACACGGGCGUCCAGGAAAGCGCGCCGCCCGCGAGCGGCCGCGCCGCCGCGGUCUCCUUCCGGGAGGCCGUGGCCGCGCGCCGCCGCGCCGCCCGCCGGAGGCUGCUCGGGGCGGAUGGGCUCUUCAUCGGAGAGCACGCGGGCGGCUUCUGCGCCAGCGACUGCAUCAAGUGCAAUCCGAGGAAAUACGCGGAGCGGCCCUCCGAGUGA
Molecule: messenger RNA, 626 nt
Organism: Prorocentrum cordatum
Lineage: Eukaryota; Dinophyceae; Prorocentrales; Prorocentraceae
Source: the annotation of a GenBank genome assembly